GGCUGGGGAUCUGAAAGCCUCAGGUGGAGUCUGUGAGGUCGCCCUAUGUCGUGAGCGGAUUUCCUGGACAUCCUGAUUCCUCUACAAAGACGUAGUUAGAUUAGCUGGUGUCCGUAAUUGCCGUAGUGUGUAUGUGCUUACAUGUGCCUUGUGCUGGACUGCCAUCCCAUCCUGUGUGCGCUAUUUCAUAGGUUUUAUUUUUAACUCUCGGAAUUAUGAAUAUGUAUAUACCUUAAAAGCAAGCUUUGUCUAAUAUUUUUUUAGAUGGGGUUUAGCCGGUCACGUGAAUGGCGCUAUGCAUCUUUCCGAAAAUAAAGGCCGGUAAGUAGACGACAAAGCUUAGCGACAGGUCGGCUGGACUGUCCUCUACCGCGGAACUGGCCUCCAUGUCGGCGCCUUUAAGAGGGGAAGUGACGGAUGUGGCCGCGGCUUCGCCAGCGCCGCCGCCUCCACGUCCUCCCGGCCCCAGCUACCGCAGCGGAAAGAUGGCCGCGGUGGAGCGACAGCAAGUUAAGGAGGGGCUGCGGAUCGCGAUGCUCUGCGCCUGCUGGUACACAGUCAGCUCCGGGGGCAACGUGAUCAACAAGAUCAUCCUGACCGGCUUCCCGUACCCGGUCACCGUGUCGCUCUUCCACAUUUUGUCCAUCGUCAUCUUCCUGCCGCCGCUCUUGCGGGCUUGGGAGGUCCCGAAGACUGAACUGUCUAGCAAAUGCUACCGAUGGUACAUUUUGCCCUUAGCCUUCGGAAAGUACUUCGCGUCCGUGUCGGCUCACUUCAGCAUAUGGAAGGUGCCCGUCUCCUACGCGCACACAGUCAAAGCCACAAUGCCAAUAUGGGUUGUGCUGUUAUCACGAAUCAUCAUGAAGGAGAAACAAACAGCAAAGGUGUACAUAGCGCUCAUCCCCAUCAUCGGGGGGGUGCUGCUGGCCACCGUCACUGAGCUCUCCUUUGACCUGUCUGGCCUGAUCAGUGCGCUUGCUGCCACCCUCUGCUUUUCUUUGCAGAACAUUUUCUCCAAAAAGGUACUACGAGACACUCGGGUGCACCACCUGCAGCUCCUGAACGUCCUGGGCUUCAACGCCGUGCUGUUCAUGGUGCCCACUUGGGUGCUGGUUGACCUGUCUGCCUUCUUAGUGGAUGGAGAUCUGGCUGGGAUACUCAGCUGGUCCGGAACCUUCCUGCUGCUUCUGGUCAGCGGAUUCUGUAACUUUGCGCAGAAUGUGAUCGCCUUCAGUGUGCUGAACCUGGUCAGCCCGCUGAGCUACGCUGUGGCAAACGCUACCAAGAGGAUCAUGGUGAUCAGCAUCUCGCUUCUCAUGCUGCGCAACCCUGUAACCUUCACCAACAUGCUGGGCAUGUUGACGGCCAUCUUGGGUGUCUUUCUCUAUAACAAGGCCAAAUAUGAUGCCAACCAGGAGGCCAAGAAGAAGCUGCUCCCCGUGUCUAAGGAGGAUAUGGUUUCCUUCGAGCAAGCGGGCACCGUCUCCGAUGCCAUGCAGCCCAACGGCUCCGGGCCCUUCUCCAAGGCCACAGAGCUACAGUAUGCCCGCAGCAGCGUCCUCACCGACCACUUCCAGUACAGCCGGCAGGCCUACACGAUGGGCUAUGGAUCCAACCAGUACGACGUCUAGGCUGCUGCCAAGCGGUUACUAUGUCCCUUUCUGUGUGACCCCCCCCCCCCACCCCCCA
Messenger RNA from Paramormyrops kingsleyae, 1689 nucleotides. RefSeq names its product solute carrier family 35 member E1 (gene slc35e1). NCBI's taxonomy places the organism in Eukaryota, Metazoa, Chordata, Actinopteri, Osteoglossiformes, Mormyridae. The record is from RefSeq and is a predicted model, not a curated record.